Molecule: messenger RNA, 2299 nt
Organism: Chenopodium quinoa (quinoa)
Lineage: Eukaryota; Viridiplantae; Streptophyta; Magnoliopsida; Caryophyllales; Amaranthaceae
Exons: 6
Coding region: 423-1871 (482 amino acids)
Biological process (GO): phospholipid metabolic process
Source: RefSeq, a predicted model, not a curated record
CUCAAGGUUAAAAGGUGCAAUCUUUUCCACUGACUAAACUUAAUUUCUAUAAUUAUUGCUAGUGUGAGAUUAAAAUAUUUGCGGUCAAAGAUGAAUACAAAUUUGCAUUUAUUUACGUAAAUAAGAACAUCAUAUAUCAAAGAUUAAAAAGAAGAAGGAAAAAAAAAAUUCUUAACAAUAUAUCCAAUCAACUUCUAAAUUGUGGGCCCCAAUGUUUCCAACAACCUUGAACCUCCCUUAUCCCAAAACCUAAAUAUCUCCCCUAUCAUGCGCACGACUCCACCUUUUUCCCCGGCGCAUUUUAUCACACUUUUCCAAUCACUUUCCUCCAACACCUAAACCACCGUCGCUUUCUUUCUCCUUCUCUCUCCUCCAAACACACAAACAAACACACACUCAGAUUUUCUCUCUCCUCCAUUGAAAUGGUGGGCCAGCAAUAUCAGUAUCACUACCACCAUCUCCUCGACAGAGGCGAUCUUCUCAAAUCCAAUGCUCGCUUCUUGCAGCUUCAGCUCCGCCAACGCUUCCGUGUCGCCGUCGAUCGUCACCUUUACCGUCGCCGUGAUUCUCUCUCCUCCGCCGUUGACGGCCGUGUUUCCUCUGCUGUUAAGCGUUGGUUUCAUCGCUUUCGUGAUUUCCGUCGUAAUUCUCUCUCUUCCUCAACCUCUGCGUCUCCUUCUUCUGCGUUCUCUCGCAUUAAACGAGUUAAAAGGGAUAUAUAUGCUGAAGAAGAGUCAGCUAUCACCCGCAUGGUUCAGGCUGUGGCAGUACCUGUUCUUGGGAAUGUUUGCCACGUAUUUAUGCAUGGACUCAACCGUGUCCAGGUUUUUGGUGCAGAGAAGUUACUUAGCACUGUGCAGAAUAAAUCUAAAGAGAAGCCUCUGAUAACAGUUAGUAAUCAUGUUGCUUCUAUGGAUGAUCCACUUGUGAUUGCAUCGUUGCUCCCUCCACGUGUUCUCAUGGAUGCUCAAAACUUAAGAUGGAGCCUCUGUGCGAGUGAUCGAUGCUUCAAAAAUCCAGUCACUUCUGCAUUCUUCAAGUCAUUAAAGGUUUUGCCAGUUUCUCGUGGUGAUGGGAUAUACCAGAAGGGCCUGGACACAGCUAUAUCUAAACUAAAUAAUGGCGGAUGGGUCCACAUCUUCCCUGAAGGUAGCCGUUCACGAGAUGGUGGGAAAACUAUUGGGUCAGCCAAGAGGGGUGUUGGGAGGUUGGUGUUGGAUGCUGACAAAACACCAAUUGUAGUCCCGUUUGUGCAUACCGGUAUGCAAGAGAUUAUACCUAUUGGAGCCAGCUUUCCAAGGAUUGGCAAGACCGUGACUGUACUUAUUGGCGAUCCUAUGGAGUUUGAUGAUUUGCUUAAUGCCGAAGAAACAGAUCUUGCAUCAAGAGGGAAUUCAUAUGAUGCUGUGUCUACAAGGAUAGGCCAGAGACUGAAUGAACUGAAACUCCAGGUGGACAAAUUGGCCCUUGAGAAACCUCGUCAAAUUAAAGAAUAUGCCUUAAAGGGAAUUGACCGAGCUGCUGAGAUCAUGCAGCAGGUUGAUUGGGAGUCAUUUGGCCUGAAUAAUUAUAUAUCAUCUCAAGAUGACUCAGAAAGGUCUGAACUAGAAAGGCAAAAUGAAGAAGUGAUUAGAUCAUAUCAAGAGGAAUUUAUUUAUGAAUUCGAUGAAGGGACUAGGUUUACUAAUGGCAGCAUUAUGUCUAGAAUCCAGAGUUUCACGAAUUCCACAGAUUAUAUUGGUUUUGCUGCAAGAAGUGUAUUACCAGAACAGUUGAACUUUGUGUCCCGGGACUAUCGGCAAUUGAAUCCCUUAAGGGCAUGGAAACAGUACCUGGAAGCUAGUUAUGGUUCAAAAGUGAAUUUAUGCUAGCACUUGGUAGUGAAGUCAAAAUUAACAGUAUCUUUAGUUAUAGCGGCUUUCCUUGAGUUGGCUUGGUGUUCUUCCCAGUCAUCAGCAGUGGCAGCGUACUGUAACCCUGAAAAUUGUACAGAUAAAGGAUAGGAUUAUCUGACAGAUGUAGAUAUGAACUAAUUACUUCUGUUCCUGAAGGCAGCGGGGUUUUUGUCCUAGUUUGUAGUUCCAACCCUGAAAACUCAGGAAUAUGCCAAGUUAGAGAACUUAAAUGAACGAUGCUGAAGCUUAACAUUCUGAAUGUAAAACAUAUGUUUCUCCUGCUGUUCUACUUUGUCUGGAGACAAUUUUUUCUGUAGUUGGCAGGAUAUCUGGAUAUGGUGUAUCAGUGUAUGAUUUCUGAGUACUUAAGUUUUGUUUUGUGUUUAUUCGAGUUUCUUAGCUGA